CCAUGUUUAGGCCCUGUUCUCUCCCUCGACAACACGGCCAUUCAACCGAAUAUCAUGUCCCCCAGAACAGCAUUUCCAGCCAUCGGCCAAGUGUUGAGACCGUGAAUGCCACUCCGAUGGGCUCUCGUCGGAGCGGUCAAUCGAAGUCCAGGACUGGAUGCUUGACCUGCAAGAUCCGCAGAAUAAAGUGUGACGAAUCGCAACCACAUUGCAGGAGAUGUACCGAGACAGGUCGAAAGUGCGAAGGCCCCGUCGCCCGCCACAUUCGUUUUGCUGAGGAUCAGUUGUCAACUCCGAAGUAUCCUGUUCUCCUACCCGAGCUUUCCAUUUAUGCACCGCAACACAGCGACGAUGAACGCUGGGCUUUCAACUAUUUCAUCUACCGAGUGGCUCCAGUAUUUGCCGGAUUCAUAGAUGGUCCUUUUUGGCUCGAGUUGAUUCCUCGCCUUGCCCAGUCGUACACCUUUGUCUGGCACAUGGUGAUGUCAAUUAGCUGGGCUUUCGAGCACGUCCAAUAUCGAGAGCUGAGGACUGUUUUUGACACUGGUCGUCCAACUGCUGUUGUCGUUCACGCCGAGCACCGACGCGCCUUGAGGUGGUAUUCCAAGGCCCUUGUGAGUUUUCGUCACUUGCUUGAGCAAGGGGAAGCGGACAACGCACACACUCUCUUGAGUUGCAUCCUGUUCGGUGCCUUUGAGUUUCAGCAGAGGAAUGUUGGCAAUGCUUUGCGCCUGAUGGACAAUGCUUACAGAAUGCUGGGCCAGAAUCUCUCGGGUCGCCCGGCCCAGCAAACGCUUACCACAAACACCGACAUCGACGAGACGGUGACGGCCUUCUCCUCGAGGAAGGCGAUAUUGAUGGCCACUCUUGCCACUCCAGAAUGGAAAUAUCGGGCAAGAGAACGUCUCUCAAAGCCUUUCAUCGUCGCCACUUUGGCUGUCCUCGACGAAUUCCGACAGCAUUUGUACACGCUCAUGUUCAAGGCGUAUGAAAUUGUCCGGGUGACAGCUCUGCUUUCUCAUGAUGAGUAUGAGAUGCAAAAGUUGAGGCCAAGACAGCAGAUAUGCCUCGAAGAAUUGCAAAGAUGGAAGGAUUCGUUCCUCCCUGUUUCGGAUAGCUUGCGAGACGGUGAAACAGAAUGGAUAUCUUCCUAUCUCCUGAUGUAUUGGGGCGUUUGUCACGUUUGGCUGGCCAGCUGCUUGAGCCCGUUGGAGAGCUCAUUUGAUGAGCAUAUGCAGGAAUUUGCAGCUAUCGUCGAUAGGGCAGAAGAGGUUAUCGACCACCAUGCUGGAAACGAGACUAGCGGCCCAAUAUUCACAGGGGAAAUCGAAAUGCUUCUGGCGCUAUAUUUCGCAGCGACCAAGUGCCGCAACGCGAUUGUCCGCAGGAGGGCUCUGCGCCUCAUACGAAAGAUUCCCUACCGAGAAAGCGUCUGGGCAUCCAUUGCAUCACCGCGAGUAGUCGAAAAGAUGAUCGCUGUCGAGGAAGGUCACGACCAUUUCUUGGAGUAUCCAUUACCGGCGGGGCUUCUGUCGUUACCACCAGAGGAAAAUCGAAUACACCAUGUUGCCAUUAUGAAGGGGGAUGUGAACGAAGUCCGGCGGCGUCUGAAAUUACAGUGGACUAAGGUCGCGUUCGACGAUCACGGAUCGUUGAGAAUGGUACACGAGAAUGUCUGGCUAGAAGACUGCGUCGAAGACCCUGGUCGAGAUUCUGCACUGCUAAACACGGGAUGAACACAUGAUUGUCAAAAUGCAAAUCCUUGAGGCGGCUCCCUCUUCUGAGACCAAACAUGAAAGAGGCUCCGAAACGCCGCAUCGUCACUUGCUGCAAGGGGAAAUGAAUCGCUGAAUCGAGCAGAGGAGCCUCAGUGAGUCCCCUCACCCUUUAAUGUGGUAGUUUGUGAGUAACUCAGCAGACCAUCCCACUUUGUGUCAGGCUGGCGGUGAAUUCGCCAUGAUGCGAAUCUCCUCUGCCCGUUGCGCGAAUGUGCUUCACGGAAGGAGGACGUCCAGGUGUAUUGCUGGAGGUUGCGAGGGAGUUGAAAGCUCCAUCUAUUGUCUCUCGGCACAAAUCAUUGGAGCUGGAAGGACAGGUGGAGCCUGCCAUACUCUCAGGAUGACGGGUAGCAUGUUGCUGCGAUUGAAGUCAGACUGUCCCCUUUAGUAAUGGCGGUCGCCCAGCGGGAUAUGGCGUCCAGGCUCCCUCGAGCAGGAGAUUCAGUAUGCAUGAUGAUGAGGAAAUUUGGGAAUACUAUAAUGGCUGCUGGGAGGAAUGUAGUCCAAGGAAUAUGAAAAGAUGAUGGGAUUGAGAAGGACUUCGUGUAUGAUGGGGCAAGAGCCACAAUUAUUGUAAAGACAUGAGAAUAAGCAACUUCUUCCUAGAAAGGCG
Molecule: messenger RNA, 2391 nt
Organism: Cladophialophora immunda
Lineage: Eukaryota; Fungi; Ascomycota; Eurotiomycetes; Chaetothyriales; Herpotrichiellaceae
Exons: 3
Biological process (GO): regulation of DNA-templated transcription
Molecular function (GO): DNA-binding transcription factor activity, RNA polymerase II-specific; zinc ion binding
Source: RefSeq, a predicted model, not a curated record